This is a messenger RNA of Sycon ciliatum, 2432 nucleotides long. RefSeq names its product ankyrin repeat domain-containing protein 26-like. Lineage: Eukaryota; Metazoa; Porifera; Calcarea; Leucosolenida; Sycettidae. The transcript has 5 exons. The record is from RefSeq and is a predicted model, not a curated record. Bases 554 to 1819 code for a protein of 421 amino acids.
UCCUGCCGUCUUUGGUUUUGGUAACACUAACAAGUAACGGAGAAAAGUGCAAGCGCGGCCACUGCUACUGUGCUAGGCAUCAAGCUAGUAAGUAACUUUCUUGCAAGCGUGGAGUCAAGUAGGAACCCGUAUUUUCUUAGGUAAACUAUUAUCUUUGCGUACCGUUACGGGUUGUCUUCUGCUGCUUCUAGCGAUUACCAACAGCUAGUCUACAUAACCUGGUUGCGUACUCUUGCUAUUACCGGCAUUGGUGUCUCCUCUUUCUUGCAACGCAUCAGAUCUCAGUAACCAGCCACGGACCACGGUGCACCGGUGACAGUGUUCUAGCCUUACCAACACUAGCUGUUCGUCCGCUCUGUCGGCCCAAGUCGUGCUGCAACCGACGAGCCGCUACUAGCCGUUGAAUCGAAUGUUGCGGACGACAAGAGGCGGUCGUCACAAUCACCAGCUCUCCUCGGGGAUCACUCCUGUUGCUCUGCAGGGCACGAAGAGCUUGCUAAAUUCUGUUCGCUCAUGAUCGUGUACGUGUGUGAGGCACCUUCCUGCCGUCGUCAUGAACCGCAAAGCAAAAAAUCGCAAUCCUGCCGAGUACGAACAACGGCCGCUGAUGGGACCUCCGCGCAACACGCGCCUGGAGAAUGCGUCCGAUCACGGGCAGUUUCAAGCACGCGCGCCCAACGUUGGCCAGUAUGCAGCUGCGGAUCGGUCGGAGCUACCGAGGAUCGGGCAUCCCAAUCCUUCGCAACGUAGACGGCCGGCUCCGGCUCCGGCAGCUGCUGACGGUCUAUUUGCGAGCGAGACAACGGUGCUGUAUCAAGACCCACAGUCGGGUAGCCGAAUGAGCUCUACCAUGCAAGACAUGAUCCAGAGAUUGCUUGCACUGACCAUGACAACAAUACCGGGUCAGGUGGAGAAGUUCCGGGCGGACGCGGCACUGCUGUCGCAGAGCGAGAUGCGAGAACGCAAGCAGUUGGUGGACGCUGUGAAGCACGUCGAUCGGCUCGUCGAGAAUCUGAGACGCGAAAGCUUCGACUCAAGGCAGCGUCUAACCGUACUCCAGGAUGAGGGUCGAAGAGGAAUGAAUUCCUUGACCAGGGCUAGCCACGGUCUUGACAGCCUCAGGAAAGAAUCCCACGAUCGGCUGGGCCGAUUGGAGAGCUCCGUUCGGCAGUUGAAGGACGAUCAGAAGGGCCAUGCUCAGCUGACGGAGAAAGCGAACGUGGGCCGCAGGAAGGAAGUUGAGGCCAUGGUGGAGAACAUAAAGGAACUCAACGAACAGAUUACACAGGUAACUGGACAACUAGCACAGCUGCAGAAAGACGAUGCUAUCAACCGUGAUAGGCUUGAUGAUAUCCUCGAAGAUCUGCAAAUCAACGGCAUUGCCAACGAGGAAACUGCAUCCAGCUACGCAGAGCUAAAGAGGUCCAUGGAGAAGUUGAGGAGAGAUGAGGCCACAGAGCACCAGAAGUUUGAGGAACUGGUUACAAAGAAGCUGAAGACCUGCAAGGGUAGGGAAGAGACGUGGCGCAAGGAUGUUGAGCAGAAGCUGGAGGUGGCCGCCCAGUCCAUGAUCGGGGAGGUCCGGAACGAGCAGUCGUGGCGCAGUCAUCUGGACAAGCAGCUGUCGGGACAGAUUGGACAGAUGGCUGACGCGCGCAAGCAUGCCGAUGACAUGAACCGAACGUUCAUCAAGCGCCUCGACGAGCUGGAGAAGCACUUUGCCGGACUGGUGGCGGAGAUGGAGAAGAGUCGUGACACUCUGCGGCAAGACCUCAAGGCAGAGCUGGGCAAGAUGAAAGAAGCAGUUGUGGUGCUCUGAGCCAGAUCUCUCCUACUGGUAAAUCUCUGGUACCAACUCCGCGUGCAAAACUAAUAUGCAGAUUAUCGAGGACAUUUCCAAGCUAAGUCGUCGGUGCAGAUCUUUGCUACUGCCGGCAGGGCAGACACAAAGGUGGUCAAUUCUCUGAUUGCAUGCACUUGCUGCGGACACCUUUUUGUUUUGUCUUUUCCUGCUCCAUUCAUGUGUACAAUGUCUUAGCGUGGAUAUGUGGAUGGAACAUAAAGUAUAUGUGUCCCUAUGAUUCAUGGCCACCAAAAUACUAUUGUUCGGUCCUACCAUACAAUCAUCAUGUAGAAACACAAUAGCAUAUUAGUACAGGAUGCUGCAGUAUCGGGAACGGGAGACUAAUGCAUCCCAGGUUGGCCAUUGGUGCUCAUGGUCUAAAAUCACAUCCUGCAUUGUCAUGUCAUGAUUCCAUUUAGAUGUCAGCGACUAUUUAUUCAACCCAAGCGUCGGAUCCAAUUGUCUUUGGACGAUCAUGAUACCCCUAUUAUAUUUCCUCUGUUUAUCACAUCUAUUUACCUUGCUGUAUUUAUUUACCGUUUACCUUACCAUAACGCAUGUUGUGCUUCAACUAACAGCGACUUCACUU